This is a messenger RNA of Prorocentrum cordatum, 1919 nucleotides long. NCBI's taxonomy places the organism in Eukaryota, Dinophyceae, Prorocentrales, Prorocentraceae. The record is from the annotation of a GenBank genome assembly.
CGUGUUCUACGACAUCCUCUGCUUCCUGAGCUCCAUUGUCGGGCAGGAUAAAGUCCUGACCAAAAUCGACCCCUGCUACCACCUGUUCUUCCUGCGCGGGCUGGACGGGCUGAUUGCGGAGGACUUUGAUGACAUGGUAGAUGCCAUCGUGGGCCGCGCGGAGGACCUCACUGCCGCGGCUCGCGGCGCGUCGGAGAGAGCCUGGCGCAGCUGGGCUCAGGCGACCUUCAAUGGGGGAGCGAAGGCUGCCCAUGCUGCAUCCAAGGUCAGGGCGCAGCAGGGACUCGUUGCCCCCGAGGCCGACGCCCAGCCAUGCAUCCUCGCGGACCGCACCAUGGACGAGUGGAAGCGGAUCUGGGCGACCCAUGGGCUGGAAGAGCUGCCUCUACCCAGGGGUGCACCUACGUGGGAGGAGCUGCCUAGCCUGACGGUCCAUGACCUACGGCAGGCCAUCCGACCGUUCUCGCUCGCCACCGCCUCGGGGCCCACCCUCAUUCCACCCAGGGCGCUCGAGCACUUAUCGGAUGAGGCCCUCAGUAGGUUGACGCAGAUGUUCGAGGUCUUUAAGCUGCACUUACGGGUCGCGCCGACAAUCAAACCGCGUUCGCUGGUGGGCGACAUCGGCCUGCAGAUGGUUUCCCCCGACAUCGGUGAUGUCAAGCUGCCGCUGCGCGCUGCGACGGCGCUCGCUGCAGAGGCCAGGGACCUCGGGCUUAUUCUCCAACCUGCUGAGUCCGCGGUAGUGGCUGGAACAGCGCAGGUCCGCCCCGCGGUGCGCGGGGCCCAGCGGCGGCUGCCUCGGGCGGCGCCCCAAGCCCGACACAUGCGCAACCUCGGCCACGAGCUGCAUGGCCCUCGAGUGCAAAGGAAGGUUGAGAAGAAGCGCAUGACGGCCGCGCGGGAGCGCAAGCACCGCCUCCUCAUGCUGCGUCGCGCGGCAGGGCGCAAGGCCCCCACCCAGCGGCGGACUGGGCCCAUGCCGCCCGCAGGGCGCGGCGCUGGGGUGCCGGGGUUGGUGGGCGCGCCCCUGCGUGAGAUGCGCAACUUGGCCGCGGUGCUAGACGGGCGCAGUGACAAACACCACGCGGGCGCCACGGCAUACCUCCUUGCUGGCCCUUCGGAGGAGUACGACCCCAUCUAUCAUGCCACGCUGGACCUGGUCUUGAACUGCGCCGCCUGGAUUUGGGAUGGGCGCGCGUUACCUAGCCGCCUUCAAAGGGCUUGGACAGCGCCCCAUGACCGGCUUGCCCCCAUCAGUUGGGCCAGUGCCAAAAGCCCCCUGGCCGCGACGCGGUUGACGCUCAGGCGGCCAGCCUGGGACACGAAAGCGCCGCACGUCUUGCAGGACGACCUGGGCAACCAGCGCGACCUGCACCGCGCGCGCCCCGCUGACCCGCGCCCGUUUUUGGCGCAAGGCGCGCGGCGCUGGCAGCACGACCGCCUCGCCAGCCACAUGCACCCCCACGCCCGUGCGCCCAUCUGGCACCGCGGGCCCAGGCGCGCGGUCAAGGGCGCCCGCGCCGCAAGGCAACUGGGAGCGUUACAGGCUCUAUGGUCUGACAACAUACCCAUGCCGAUCCGCGGGGACAUGAAGCUCGACAUGCCCAUGCGCCCUUGUCAGGGGGGCUGCGACCCGUGGGGCAGGGGCCGACGGGCCAUGUCCAAGGCCUGCGACAGGCGCAGAACCCUGAAAUACAGCAGUGCUCAGCAGGGCUUCGGCGACCUGCGCCAGCACGCCCGCGACAACCUUGCGAGUCGGGCCAACCCGACCCUGCCGACCCUGCCGACCCGACCCAGCACCAUGGAGGCCGAGGACGACUUCUUUCCAGGCUUCGGGCAAGGGGUCGAUGAAGAGGUCGACCUUGCGCCACCCGAUGUGUGCGACGGCCAUCAGGAGAAGGCGCGGCUGGACGCGCAGA